AUGCAGGGUGAUGUGGCGUACACCUGCUGCAGCUUUGGGGGCCAUAAAGACUCGAGGACGCCAUCGCUCGCGCACGCACUAUCUGUAGCACACAAGAGCAGUAGUACGGCGGCCGGCGCCUUGCUUGCGUCCACCAAAGCUGACAGAGUGGCGAUCGAACGGAAAAGACGGGUCUACAGGGCAUCCAGAUGAGCAGCUCCCAGCAUCUGCGCACGUUCUCGCUCUGGUCGCGCAAGCGCCUCGUAGCGGCGGCGACAGCAGCAGCAGCUCCAACGCCUGUGACCAGCCCGAACGCGGAAACCCAGAUUCUGGGCAAUCGAGUCGGAAAAUAUGAUAUUCGGGUGACACUGGAGGGCAAGCGAUCCACAUGGGCUCCGAGGUGGUGCAUUGACUCGGUCAAUUCCGAGGUCGCCGGCGUUCUCUACUUCGAGCUUCAAUUCCAGCAACCCCCCACCACGCCGCUGGGAAGUGCUACGGUUGUUGUCAGCCUAGGGCGGAAGUCGCUGCAGAACGAUCCAAUCCCUCAAGUGGACACGUAUGCGCCCAAGUACGGAAUCGAAGGGCCGGCAUUGUCUCAUACCGUCCGAGUCGAUCGCCGUGUCGACCCGGCGAUUUCGCUCAAUGCUGGACUUGCCGGCGGCGGCUUUAGUGGACUCUCUCGCGGCCGAAAUGUCGAGUCUACGCCAGAGAAGAAAUGGAUGUUCACAGCGGGUCCGCCGUCGUGCAUCGGGACGAGGAUGACCGACGUGGAAUUCACCUGGACGCGAGGCUGGGACGAUGACUUCAACGCUACCAACCGCACUUUCAAGACAGCCUUGCUUCUCCACAGGCCUAGCACGAAUGAGCUGAGAGUCUCUGUCGAAGUCACGGCUACACCGCUAUGCCGUUCGCGGCGAGCAUCACCGGCGCAAGAGAGAACCAGCGAUCCGAUUUUGCCAAUACACAACUUGGAAUCUCACGAAUAUACUGCCCUCAGGCAACAGCUUGAGCACAGUAUUCGUAUGGCGAACAUUGAGAUGUCCUCAUUCGAUUUGAAGGCGGCGGAAUCAGCCCCGGACCCUAUCGCGCCCUUCUCUUCGCCCGCCAGCUCGACAAUGUCGGUGCCUAUCGCACUUACUGAUACUGGCACAGCACAGGGACAACUACAGCAGCUUCUGCCGAGUCGAGUGCAGUCGAUGUCGAGUACGACAGUCGUAUGAGAAGCGGACAGGUUCAGGCAUCUAGGUCGCCCAGGUUGGGACUUCGUUCAGUUGAAAUGCGAGUGCCUUUUGUCCCGUUCUCCUCAUUCCCAUGCUCCACGGAGGA
Molecule: messenger RNA, 1305 nt
Organism: Neohortaea acidophila
Lineage: Eukaryota; Fungi; Ascomycota; Dothideomycetes; Mycosphaerellales; Teratosphaeriaceae
Exons: 2
Coding region: 189-1199 (336 amino acids)
Source: RefSeq, a predicted model, not a curated record